GUGUUUUCUCAGCAAACCUGUGGAGCAUGGGCCUGACCCUGCUGCUGCCCUUGCUGCUGCUGCCAGCACCCCUGGAGGCUGGUAGCUCAGCAGGAUCCAACUCUAAGCACAGGUUUGGGGUCCAGCAACCUGAGCACCUCUCAGCCCCUGAGGGUGGCUCCAUUCACAUCCCCUUCUCCUUCUAUUACUCUUGGAAACCUGCCAAAGUUCCUGAUUUGAGGCUUUUCUGGAGAUGGAAGCACUUCCAUGGAAAGUUCAUCUAUAACACAAGUCUGUUGUUCAUCCACGAGGAUUUCAAGAACCGGCUGGUCCUGAACUGGGCAGCAGGCAGUAGUAAUGGCUCCCUCCAGAUCUUGAAACUUCGGAAGGAGGAUCAGUCUACCUACUUCUGCAGGGUCCAGAUGAACACAAUGAAACAUGGCAAGAAGAUGUGGCAGUCCAUCCUGGGGACCAGACUCAGCAUCAUCCCAGCUAGUGAAACUGCCACCCUGGGCCCUGCCACUAUUGCGGCCACCACCACAUAUGGACUCGAUGAUGGCAACAAGAGGCCUCAGAUUCUGAGUCUGGAAGCUGUGGUGGGAGCAGCACUGGCUGGCACUGUGCUCAUAACUGUGAUUCUGGGACUGACUGUCUACUUCUGGUGGAAGAGAAACAAAGGUGUGCGCGCUGGCGUCAGGACCCCGGCCAGGGGACCCUUCCAGAACAGUGAGGAGGAAUACGAGAACACUGGGUAUAAAGGGCAACGUACAGACCUCAGGCUGGACCCCAAGGAUGACGGAAUCGUCUAUGCAUCCCUUGCCCUCUCUGGUUCAACCUCACCAGCAACACCUCCCAACUGGAGCCCUCAGGAGGUGACCCUAUACUCCACCUUAAAGGCCUAAGGAGUGAGACUGAAUGACCUCCCUGGAGUAUGCAGCACACAAGGAUCAUGGCUUCUGGCAACCCUGGCCAGACACACAGGACUCAGAAGCCAGCAGGAGCUGAAGGCCAUUAAGGACCAGAGAGAAACACCAUCUGCUCUAAUUCUCUCUUCAACUUCCUAUUGUCACCCAUAAAAAUGAAAGUACCCAAGAAUUUAUCUCAAUAUACCCAACAGAAAACUGAUGUCACCUUCAACUUCUGUCCUUCUAGCCAACAGUGAACUUGAGGAAGAUAUUCUCCUUCAGUACCUUUGUUCUGUGACCAUUA
Messenger RNA from Condylura cristata (star-nosed mole), 1188 nucleotides. Its product is annotated as paired immunoglobulin-like type 2 receptor alpha. The transcript is spliced from 7 exons. Bases 27 to 881 code for a protein of 284 amino acids. Lineage: Eukaryota; Metazoa; Chordata; Mammalia; Eulipotyphla; Talpidae. Gene Ontology annotation, molecular function: MHC class I protein binding. The record is from RefSeq and is a predicted model, not a curated record.